AUGUCUUUAUACACAAUUAUUUUAUGGUGUAUUUUACUAACACUAAUCAAUUGUCGUUAUUAUCAUCGUUUAAGACAUUUAAGACUUGAGGACAGCUUUUGUACAGCUUAUCAGGAGUUAAAGGAUGAUAAGUGUUCGGCCCGACUGUCCUCAUGUUCGCCAUUAAAAGCUCAUGAAUUGAAUCAAAUGCGACAAAUUUUGUGUGGAUUUAGAUUUGAUCCGUCCGUUCAAACGGAACCUCCGGCGCCAACAAACAAUAAUCCUCAUUAUUAUCCAAAACAUUUUGCAGAUGUUUUUGAAGCAGACAUUCAUUACUAUCGAUUUAUAGCAUCGAUAUAUUCAUCAAAUCGUGAGUUUCAAUGUGCAGGUGCUUUGGUAUCACCGAGAACUGUAGUGACCGCCGCUCAAUGUGUGUCACCUGCGGUCAGAAAACGAAAGAAACGGCAAGAAGAAGAAGAACAAACACCUGUCGAACAAAUACCAGAAGGAGAUGCCGGCCGACUGAUUGUCCGAUUUGGGGAACAACACCUCAAUAUAAACCCAACCUUUAAGAAUGUCUAUGAAUACGAUGUGGAAUCCAUUGAAAUUAGUCAACAUUACGAUCCCAUUAGUCAUUCAAAUGAUAUAGCAAUCAUACGACUGGUCAAUCCGGUGCCUAUAUGUAAGUUCCCGCCCAUACAUAUCCCACGAAAAUUUGAGUAUUGGUUGGACUAUCAGCACAUCGCUGGCUGUUCGGCCACUUAUUUAGGUUGGGGUUUAAAAAACCAAAAACCUUACUUCAGAGCUCUUACUGGAGAAGUUCUUUCACAUCAUUUUUGUCAAAAACUUUUUAAUUGGGAUUACCAUCAACUGAAUCGGUCUCAUCUAUGCGUUGAUUCGCCAUCAGGUGUAUGUGUUAGUGAUACGGGAGGACCACUUAUAACGUAUGCAAACGAUCGAUGGGUUCUCAUAGGGCUCUUGACGUUUGGUAAACACUGUCGAACUCCAGGAUUACCAUUGAUUUUCUCGAGAAUUACAGAAUCGAUGGAUGAAAUCUAUAAAUAUAUUGAUCAAGACUUCAACUCAAGAAAUGCUACUCUUUUACAUGAGGAAUGUCAUCAUCAAAACCACUUUCAUGCACCUAUAUAUCCAGAUAAACAUACUCAACAUAUUAAACCUAUUAAACCACUUAUUGUCGACCAUUCACUUGACCACAAACUACAUCCGCCUCGUGGAGCUGUCCUUCCCAUUGAACACAUUGAUUAUGAUUACAUCAAUCAAGAUAUACAACACGUUAAAGAAGUUCACUAUAAAUAA
Molecule: messenger RNA, 1296 nt
Organism: Oppia nitens
Lineage: Eukaryota; Metazoa; Arthropoda; Arachnida; Sarcoptiformes; Oppiidae
Product: proclotting enzyme-like
Exons: 1
Coding region: 1-1296 (431 amino acids)
Biological process (GO): proteolysis
Molecular function (GO): serine-type endopeptidase activity
Source: RefSeq, a predicted model, not a curated record